AUUUAUAAUGGAAACGUCCAUAACUAAUGGUCCAUUGAAAGUGUAUUUAUUUAUUCAUUCAUUUAUUUAUUUAUUUAAAAACCAACAACAUACUUUUCAAUCGUGUUAACGCCAGAACAACUGGAGUGUUGUGAUUUCCUACGUUGUCCCAGUGUCCUGAACGCCUCCCGGCGGUGAGCCGGAUGGCUGUUUCCCGGCAUGCAGCGCGGCGGGUCUCCGUAGCUCCGUAGAGAGGAGAGAGGAGAGAGGAGCAGUAAUGGCGGCCGGUUAGAGCUCCGCCAGUCUCCGUCCGCAGCCCGCAGACCGCCCGCAGCCCUCCGGGGCCGCAGCUCACCGCCCAGCCAGCCCAGCGGGGACCGGCUCCCUCCGGCCCGCUGCUGCCCGGGACUUUACUAACACUUUUAUAAAAAAAAAAAAAAAAACAUGGAUGAGCAGCCCGGAGGAGGAGGAGGAGGAGGAGCAGGAGGAGCAGGAGGAGCAGGAGGAGCAGGAGGAGCAGGAGGAGCGGCGCCCAGGCAGCUCUCAGCCCCGCAGCAGCAGCAGCAGCAGCCGGGCAGCAGCAGCAGCAACCCGCCGCUGGGAGCCAUGGUGCCGCAGCAGCCCGACGAGCCGCCGCGGCCCCAGCAGCACUACACCAUGCCCGGCAUCCUGCACUACAUCCAGCACGAGUGGGCCCGGUUCGAGAUGGAGCGGGCGCACUGGGAGGUGGAGAGGGCCGAGCUCCAGGCCAGGAUAGCGUUCCUGCAGGGCGAGAGGAAAGGUCAGGAGAACCUGAAGAACGACCUGGUUAGAAGAAUAAAAAUGUUAGAAUACGCUUUAAAACAGGAAAGAGCAAAAUACCACAAGUUAAAAUACGGGACGGAGUUGAACCAGGGGGAGAUGAAGAUGCCAAGCUUUGAAUCAGACACCAAAGACUCAGAAGUGUCUGCUGUUCCUGCCAACAGUCAGCUCACCUGGAAACAAGGAAGACAACUCCUCCGACAGUACCUGCAGGAGGUGGGAUACACGGACACCAUCCUGGACGUCCGCACCCAGCGGGUCCGCUCGCUGCUCGGCCUGUCGGCCUCCGAACAGAACGGAUCCGUGGAGAACAAGAACCUGCAGCACCUGAUCAACGGGACGGAGCGCCGCAAGGACAGCAAGAGGAGUCCAGGAGACGUUCUGGAGACGUUUAACUUCCUGGAGAACGCGGAGGACAGCGACGAGGACGAGGACGAAGAGGGAGACCUGAUGGACGACAUCAGCACCGACAAACACCACCGAGCCAAGAAACACAAGACCAAGGUGGGGAACGAGGGCUUGGCGUCGGAGGACGACGCCGACACGGAGGAAGCUCUGAAGGAGUUUGACUUCCUGGUGACGGCGGAGGACGGCGAGGGCGCCGGCGAGGCCCGGAGCUCCGGGGACGGGACGGAGUGGGCGGAGCCCCUCCCCUUCCCUCCCGGCGGGGGGAAGUCCUUCCUGCUGGGCUCUGAUGACGUCCUGGAGAGCGUUCUGGGUCUGGGCGACCUCGCCGACCUCACCGUCACCAACGACGAGACGGACUACAGCUACGACCUGCCGUCCAAUAAGGAGUCUUCGUUCAGGAAGACGUGGAACCCCAAGUUCACGCUGCGGAGCCACUUCGACGGCGUGCGGGCGCUGGCCUUCCACCCGGUGGAGCCCUGCCUGGUCACCGUGUCCGAGGACCACACCCUCAAACUGUGGAACCUCACCAAGACCGUCCCCGCCAAGAAAAGUGCCUCUUUUGAUGUGGAGCCCGUCUACACGUUCAGAGCCCAUGUUGGUCCAGUGUUGUCCCUGGCGAUGACGUCCAGCGGGGAGCAGUGUUUCAGUGGAGGCAUCGACUCGACCAUCCAGUGGUGGAACAUCCCGAGCUCCAACGUAGACCCCUACGACACCUACGAGCCCAGCGUCCUGGCGGGCUCGUGGCUGGGACACACGGACGCUGUGUGGGGAUUGGCUUACAGCGGCAUCAAGAACCGCCUCCUGUCCUGCUCCGCCGACGGAACCGUCAAACUGUGGAACCCAACGGAGAAAAACCCCUGCAUCAGCACUUUCAACACAAACAAAGAGCACGGCGUCCCCACGUCGGUGGACUUUAACGGGUGUGACCCCGCCCAUAUGGUGGCGUCCUUUAGCAGCGGGGACGUGGUGGUUUACGACCUGGAGACUUCCCAGAAUACACUGGUGCUGAAGGGCCAGGGAGACGCCACCCUCCCGGGGUCCAAUCAUAUCAAUAAGGUGGUGAGUCAUCCCACGCUGCCCGUCACCAUCACCGCCCACGAAGACAGACACAUCAAGUUCUACGACAACAAGUCAGGUAAAGUGACCCAUGCGAUGGUGGCUCACCUGGACGCCGUCACCAGUCUGGCUGUGGAUCCUAACGGCAUCUACCUGAUGUCAGGAAGUCAUGACUGCUCCCUGCGUCUGUGGAACCUGGAUAAUAAAACGUGUGUCCAGGAGAUCACGGCUCACAGGAAGAAGAGCGAGGAGGCCAUCUACGACGUGGCCUUCCACCCGUCCAAGGCCUACAUCGCCUCCGCCGGCGCCGACGCCCUCGCCAGGGUCUACGUGUAGAGGAGGAGGAGCAGGAGGAGGAGCAGGAGGAGGAGGAGGAGAGGAAGAGAGAGAGGAAGACCGUGGGGCGAGAGACACAGACAGACAGAGAAAGAAAGAGAGAGAGAGACAGUAUUCAGGUCUGUUCAGGUCUCUGAACACAGAUUAUAUAUUAAUGACUGAACACACACACACACACACACACACACACACACACUCACACACACACACUCACACACACACACACACACACACACACACACACACACACUCUCUGCAGCUGUGACUGGAGACGUUUGGAGCAGCUCACCUGUCUGUCUGUCCUGUGAUGUCAUCUCCCCGUCUGCAGCGCCAUGUGACCACACUACAAGCCCCGCCCCCUCCCUCCUCCGUGUUAACACUAGUCUGACCUCUGACCCUCAAACGGCCGGAGGAACUUAAAGGAAAACCCCCUAAAAGAAUUUCUGUGACGCUCUUCUUCUUCUUCUUCUUCUUCGUCUCGUUAACGUCCUAAACAAACGUUUUUCUGUUCGGGUCAGAAACAGAUAAAUCUGUUUCCUGUCAGUUUCCAUCCUCACCGGCCAAAAGUGACAUAAGUAAAAAUAAUUUAAUUACUUGUAUAACAAAAUGAAUAAAUGUAGAGGAAUUUAAUAAAAAUAUAUAAAUAAAUGCACAAAAUAAAUGGAAAUUCUAUAUUUUUACAUUUAUUUCCUAUUUAUUUCGGCAUUUCUGUAUCUGUUGAUUUAUUUCCAAAUUUAUUUCUGAGACUUUCUGUCACCCAACAAUGUAAAAAAUGUAAAUUAUCUGAGCGCUCACUUACGCAGAAUAAAUGUAGAAAUAAAUACAUGUGGAAAUGUAAAAAAUAAUGUGGAAAUAAGAAUAAAUGAAAACGUAGAAAUGAAUACAAAAGUAUUUUUGUAUUCAUUUUUACAAUUAUUUAUUUAUUUAUUAAUACAUUUAUUAAUUUAUUUCUGCAAGACUUUGUCACCAAACAAUGUAAAAAAAAAAAACUGUUAAUUCUCUAAUACCGCUCACACAGAUUUAAAUCAAUAAAUGUAGAAAUACAUUUAAUAAAAAGUAAAUAAACUACUACAUGUGGAAAUGACAAUACAUUUAAAUGUAGUAAUACAUUUAAAAAAAUUCAGAAGUACCAAAAAAAUAAUUGUUAAAAUUUAAAAAAAUAUGGAAUUUGCAUUUAUUUAUAUAUUUCUGUAUUUAUUCAUUUUAUUUUGAAUUUAUUUCUACUAAGGUAAUUUUUUGUCCCGUCUGUGGUUCUUUCUGCCAAAUAAAUACAAACUGGUCACAUCAGACUAAGUUUGGUGUAAACGGAUUCUCACAGUUCCAGUUUGAACGACGUCACCUGAACGCAGCAUCACUCUGAUUCACUGCUGCAGGUUCAGACUCUGAUUCUCUGUGAACCAACAUGGAGUCAUCAGAGGGAAUCUGUUGACAGCAGAAGAAGAAGAAGAGCGUCCGCGGGGUUUUCUUCCUCCGGCUGCAGAAGAAGACGGAGGAGGAGCAGAACGUUUUCAGUUUUAACCCAUCGAGGUUUUGUUGUUUUUUAAGUCUGGAGUUUAGCUUCAGGAGAAACUUUUUUACCAUGUUUUUAAGAAAUGAAGUUAAAAGACACAAACGAGCGGCUCGGGUUAAAGCUCGAGUUCUGUUUGUCUGACGGGCCGACAGCUGAUUGGACGGUCGGUUAACACGCCUCAGCCCCUGGCGGGCCAAUCGCAGCCCAGCGUCUCCGCCGAGCGUUAACUGUAGUCACGUAUGGACGUCUUCUGUUUGUGUAAAAAUAAAUCUAGUUUUUAUAAUCGUUUUUAUAAAUGUGGAAACGUCUCGCAGCGAGCAGGACUUCAGGUCCUCGCUCCCGUCCAGAGAGGAGGAGGAGGAGGAGGAGGAGGAGGAAGAGGAGGAGAGAGGAGGAGGAGGAGGAGGAGGAGGAGGAGAGAAGAGGAGAGAGGAGGAUGACAAAGUUUUUAUUUAUUUUAAGAUUCAUCACAUCCCAGUGUUGCACUAGCUCUGACUCUUGAACGCCUCACUAACGUCUGGCGGUUCUUUCAGAUGUUCACCUUCACAUGUUGGUACCUGAACGCACCGCGGCCUCACUCACUACCUUCACAUGUUGGUACCUGAACGCACCGCGGCCUCACUCACUACGUUUACAUGCAUCAAACAGAAUUCCCACUGAAGAGUUUCAAACAUUAAUAUUCCUGUUUUACAUGCAGCCAUGCAAAAAUAAUCCUUCAGCAGUUUUGUUUGCUGUUAAAACCUCAAACUCAAAAGCAAACUUCUGGAUUUUUCAACAAAACUUUGUUCAUUUUUUACUCACAAAAAAAAAAAAGAAAUCAAAAAAUGCUUUAUUUGCAAAUCCCCAAAAAUUAAAAAGUAGUUUUUUUCUAUUGCAUUUAAAAUGCAAAAGAUUUUUUGAACUUUUUGAACAUUUUAAAGUUUAUUUUACUUUUUAAUAGAGCUGCUACAAUUAUUCGAUAAAUCGAACAAUAAUCGAUUAUUAAAUUAAUCGUCAACUAUUUUGAUAAUCGAAUAAUUGGUUUGAGCAGUUUUUUAAAGACAAUAAGUCCAAAUUCUCUGAUUUCAGCUUCUUCAAUGUGAAUAUUUCUGGGUGUUGUGUUCCUUUAUGACAAUAAACUGAAUAUCUCUUUGGUUUGUUGACAAAACAAGAGAUUUGAGGACGUCAUCUUGUGGUUUGGAAACACUCAUUGAUAUUUUUAAACAUUUUAUUCACCAAACAACUAAUCGAUUAAUCGUUUAAAUAAUCGACAGAUUAAUUGAUAAUGAAAAUAAUCGUUAGUUGCAGCCCUACUUUUUAAUCAAAUAUUUUUUUCAUUUUCUUGCAGAAAGUUCAGUUUAAUUAAAGUUUAAAAACAUAAUAAAGGCACAAAAGUGACUGCAAAUGGUCUCAUAUGCAGAAUUAUGGUUUUAAAAUCUUCUGUUGAAGAGAAGCUGCAGGUUUGGAAACUCUCCUCCUCCUGCUGCUCCUCCUCUUCCUCAUAUCACUGUGUGAUGCUCCUGCUCCUGUUCCUCCUGCUGCUGCUCCUCCUCUUCCUCAUAUCACUGUGUGACUUUUCUCUUCACGUCGGGUACAUUAGACUUUUCUCCACCACCGCUUUGACGAGCAGGAUUAAACUUUUAUUUGUAUCAUUUUUUAAUCUUUCUGAGGCAAAGAGCCGGUUUGAGCUCCAGGAGAAACGGUCCAAUCAGACGCCUCGUGGGGCGAGUUUUGAAAACAAAAAGCUGCCACCCGAUUGGACGAACAGGCUGACCUGCUUUGACUGACGGGGAGUUUUAAUUUCAUCGUUGUGGUUUUGUUUUAAUUUAAUUUUUUUAAACUGAAGGGAUUUGUAACGCAAGCAUCACAAAUCUUUAUUUUUCUUUCACACGCUACGACUUACUGUGUAACUAAAGACUUUUUGUUUGUGUAAUGCAUGAUUAAUACAAUAAAAGUAUUUUUUCUAGUCUUCCAAAAAAUGGAAAAAAAAAAAGUUCUGAUCAGUUUGCGAGUUUUGAUGAGUUUUGUAAGUUUUUUUUUUUUUUGAUUUACAAACUAUGAAACAUCAGAUUUUAAAGAUUGUACCACAUAGCAGAAUACAACUGUUGAAAUGUAUAUAAAAUGUCUAUAAUAACUAUUAAAUGGUGUACCUGUACAGAG
Messenger RNA from Centropristis striata (black sea bass), 6229 nucleotides. RefSeq names its product striatin, calmodulin binding protein 3 (gene strn3). The record is from RefSeq and is a predicted model, not a curated record. Lineage: Eukaryota; Metazoa; Chordata; Actinopteri; Perciformes; Serranidae. Gene Ontology annotation, molecular function: armadillo repeat domain binding; calmodulin binding; protein phosphatase 2A binding. Gene Ontology annotation, cellular component: dendrite. The transcript is spliced from 16 exons. Bases 424 to 2580 code for a protein of 718 amino acids.